Silurus meridionalis is the source of this 681-nucleotide messenger RNA. RefSeq names its product ly6/PLAUR domain-containing protein 1-like. Gene Ontology annotation, biological process: acetylcholine receptor signaling pathway. The coding region runs from base 117 to 563 and encodes 148 amino acids. The transcript has 3 exons. Lineage: Eukaryota; Metazoa; Chordata; Actinopteri; Siluriformes; Siluridae. Gene Ontology annotation, molecular function: acetylcholine receptor inhibitor activity. The record is from RefSeq and is a predicted model, not a curated record.
AUGAUGCUUUUCUGCGCUGUUCUUUCCUCAGUAGAGUGCUGCAGGAGAGAAAUCAUCGCGCGCUGAUACCGAGAGCGCUAUGGACGGUGCGCGCGAGCUGCCGGGGGUUCCGUGACAUGCUCGCGAGCGCGGUGUGGAGGAUGCUGGUGCUGGGCUUCAGCAUGCUAACGGUGCUGCUCUGUCUGCGGGAGGUUAGCACUCUGCAGAUUCAGUGUUAUCAGUGUGAGGAGAUUCGGCAGGAUGACUGCUCAUCUCUGGAGUUCAUCGUUAACUGCACUGUUAAUGUGCAGGACAUGUGCCAGAAGGAAGUGCUCAUCAUGGAGGAUGGUAUACACUACAGGAAGUCAUGUGCAUCAUCGGGGGCAUGCUUGAUUGCAUCAUCAGGGUAUCAGCAGUUCUGUACAGGGAAACUCAACUCUGUCUGCAUCACCUGCUGUAACACACCACUGUGUAACGGCCCACGUCACAGACGCCGCCCACUGGGCUCGUCUAGCCCAGCCCUCCGCUUACUGCCCCUCUCACUACUGCUCAGCUCCUCCCUCCUCUCGGUGUCUCUCUCUUAGUCUGUCUCUCUCUCUCUGAUGCUUCAGCUCUACGCAGUUACUGACUUUAUACCAUUUACACAUCAACCAUCAAAACAGUCUCUCUCUCUCUCUCUCUCUCUCUCUCUCUCUCUCUCUC